Molecule: messenger RNA, 3748 nt
Organism: Diorhabda carinulata
Lineage: Eukaryota; Metazoa; Arthropoda; Insecta; Coleoptera; Chrysomelidae
Gene: Arp8
Product: actin-related protein 8
Exons: 4
Coding region: 351-2048 (565 amino acids)
Biological process (GO): regulation of DNA-templated transcription; double-strand break repair
Cellular component (GO): Ino80 complex
Source: RefSeq, a predicted model, not a curated record
AAAAGCGAGUAAAGAGAGGUAGAAGGUGGUAUAUCGACACUCUGUUUCUCUUUCAAUAAUACCCUUCCAAUUACAUACCGCCCUCUCUAUGUAACUUUAUGACCUAUACUUUUGUGUAAGUGAUUAUAGGUUAUGUUAUUUUUUGUAUACAUCUAACUUAGACAGUCUUCUAUUAAAGUUUAUUUUUAGUGCGCACGAAUAAUUAGUUUUUGUUAAAACCUAAGUGUAUAUAUAAUAUCGAAAGUAUCUUUUGUAAACCAGAAGAUUCAAUGUUAGUAAACGUAGUGUAUAUUGUAUACAUAACCUAAACUGUUUACUAUAUAAAGUUGACCGUAAAACAGAAUCACGGGAUGACUUUAGGUGGAACGCCUACAGAAGUACCUGUAGAACAGGUACACGCUAAAAGUAUCAUAGUUAUCCAUCCGGGGUCGUUAAAUUUAAGAAUAGGCAGAGCUUCAGAUUUAAAUCCGUUAACAACUUUACAUGCUAUCGCAAGGAGGAGAUUACCGAAUGGAAUUGAAUAUACAGACAGUUUUUUACCAGAACGAGUUGAUUCGACGCAAAUACAAGAAUUGGAGGAAGCUAGACUAGCAGUAUCACAUACCUUACAGUCUUGUCUACAAUCUGAUGGACGAAGAAGGUAUGCUACUCCACCGCAACAAAUAGCAGCUUUUAAUCGUCGUUCCGAACCGGAAUUAGUGAGUAACACAGGUGGUGAUUGGGUAAAACCGGAAGGUGACUUAGUUAUUGGUAAUGAUAUAUUGCGAUUGGAUCCAAAGCAAGAAUUCAACAUACAUUUUCCUUAUAAAAGGGGAGAACUAAAUGUUCAUUCAGGACCAGGGGGUUCAAUCACAUCUAUUAUGGCCGAUUUAGAAACAAUAUGGACUUAUAUACUUGAAGUGAAUUUUCAAAUUAGUCGAAAGGAGUUAAAACAUCACAAAGCUGUUUUAGUGAUACCAGACGUUUAUAAUAGGGUGUAUUUAAGGGAAUUAAUGUAUCUUUUGUUAUGUAAAAUUGGUUUCGGUAGUUGUUUUUUACUACAGGAUCACGUGGCAGCUACAUUCGGAUCCGGAUUAAGUUAUGCGUGUGUAAUUGAUGUUGGGGAUCAAAAAACGUCAGUUUCUUGUGUUGAAGAUGGGAUUUGUCACCAAAAUACCAGGGUUAGAUUGGAUUACGGGGGUGGUGAUAUAACUCAAGUAUUUUUUUGGCUUCUUCAAAAAUGCGCUUUUCCUUAUAAAGACUGUAUGGAUAAAAAUAAAUUAGAUACGAUGUUGUUAAGAAAACUCAAGGAAGAUUUUUGUCAUGUUAAUUUAGAUGUAUGUGGUUCUCAGGAGAAAUCUUUUAUCUUAAAACAACCCGAUAUGCCAGUUUAUCAUUUCACUAUUCAAGUUGGUGAUGAAUGUAUUGUUGCUCCAUUGAGUCUCUUUAGUCCUGAAUUAUUUGCCAUCACAGGACCAAAAUUCAUACAUACCCAGAAGAUAUCAACCGGAGACCCUGAAGAUCCACAUGAUGAAAUAUAUUUGAGGGAUAUUAGGAAAAAGGGUAUGAAGGAAAGUUUGGAUACAGCAAAUUCCGAUAUGUUAAAUGAUACUUUUCUUGAUAACCAACAAAAUGCUCCUAACGAAGACGAUAUUGUGGUGGAUGCUAUGGAUCCGAUUAUGCCAGCAUCUAUUAAAGAAUUUGUAACAAAUCCAGGGCAAAUAUUGAGUCUGGAUCAAGCGGUUCUUCAAAGUAUUGAUAGAUGUCCAAACGAAGAAAUAAAAAGGAAAAUGUACGGGUGCAUUUUAGUGGUUGGUGGAGGGAUGAAAUUUUCAGGUAUAGGCACGUGGCUCCAGAAUAGAAUUUCACUUCAGAUUCCUUAUUUGUAUCGAGCUGAACAACUCGAUAUUGUAACCAAUCCUCGAGAUAUGGAUCCAGCAAUGGUCGCAUGGAAAGGAGCUUGUAUUAUGUCCUGUUUGGAAACUGCUCACGAACUUUGGAUCCAGGCUGAGGAAUGGGAAAAAUUUGGUGUAAGAAUCUUAAGAGAGAGGGCCCCGUUUACAUGGUAGACAAUCGAUAUUCUAUUUCCAAAUAUAGAUUGAGAAAUGUAGUAGAGAAUUUAAACGAAUAAGUCGAUAAUCAUUUUUUAUUUGUAUAAUUAACAUACAUAGUGCAAAUCAAAUUCCAAUUAUUUCAUAUUUUUGAUACACUGAGAGUAAAUGUUGGAAACAAAACCAUUUUUAUGAAUAUUCAACAAAAUUAUUUUGAAAAAUACGUGGAACAAUAUAAAAGCUGUUUGAAUGGAUUAGCCGCAAUUUUUUUUAAAUCUUAUAAAAUAAAGCACUAUUUUGAGGUUGUUUUUUUUAUUAUUUAAAUAUAUACACAACAUUAAGAUCAGGAAAUUUUCAUAUAUACAAAAUUGGUUAUUUUUCUUUUAAUAUUAAAAAUAAUUACACUAUUUUUACAACCGAACGGUGACAGGCUGCAGAUUUUUAUAUAUUACAACAAAUGCCAAGGUCCUAAGUCUGCAGUUUUGCUUCUUCAUUUUGGUGUUCACUUCAUUAUUUUUCUAUUAUUACCUCGAUCUAAAUAUUUUCUCUUUUAGAAUGUUGUAUCUGAUCUUUCCGAAGCACCCAUCCCAAUACAAUGAAGAUUUUUCAUGGAUGUAUAUGAACGUCAAUACCAAGGAAUUAUCCAUCAACUUUAAAUUGUAUUUGAUUCAGUUCCACGAUGCUUUUCGAAGAGUUGGUAACUUGGUAGAUGGAUCUUGGAUUUUAAAUAAUCAACGGAAAGUUUGACUGAGGAGAAAAUAAACACACGAAUGAAGUGAAUAUUUUCUGUAUCAGAAGAAAUAAAAAAAAACUGCAACAAAAUACGAAAUUACUUAUUCACAAGGCCUUUCGGAGAGCCGGUGAUUCAGUAGAUACAUUCUAGGCUCUAGAUUGGUCAUGGAAAGUACAAUUAAAGAGAAAUUAGACUCAACAAUGAAGUAAAUACAUUCUGCUUCCAAAGAAAUGGCACAAAUUUUAACAAAAAAUGAAAUUACUGAUUUAUAAGGCCUACCAGAGACCUGGGGACUCAGUAGAUAGAUCCUAGGCUAUGGAUUGGUCAUUCAAAAUACGAUUAAAGAGAAAUUAGACUCAACGAUGAGGUAAAUACAUUCUGCUUCCCAAAAAAUGGCACAAAUUUUAAUAAAAAAUUAAAUGACUGUUUCAUAAGGCCUACCAGAGGCUUGGGGACUCAACAGACAUAUCCUAGGCUGUGGAUUGGUGAUGGAAAGUACAAUUAAAGAGAAAUUAGACUCAACAAUGAGGUAAAUACAUUCUGCUUCCAAAGAAAUGGCACAAAUUUUAACAAAAAAUGAAAUUACCAAUCCACAAAGCAUUUCGGAAAGUUGAUAGACUCUGGAUUGGUAAUGAAAAGUAUGAUUAAAGAGAAAAUAAGUACAAUAAUGCUGAAGAAAGUAAAAUACCAGGUGAAAUUGGCAUUUGCUGUUUUAUAUAUGUAUUAUGUGAAUCUUUAGAUUUCCAAAUAAACUGUUUCUCGGGUAGUAAUUGUUAAUAGUUAACAAUAAAUUUUUCUUAAGCAACAUUCCAAGAUAUUUAUAAUUGUUUUUAUAGGCUAAAAUAUGUUUCAGUUUUUUCCUUUAUCGAAAUGUGGGUUUGUUGUAAAUUGGGAACAAAUAUAUCAGUCUGUAUGUCUUGCAACCUGAGAUAAAUGCUCGACAUUUUUGUUAAUCCUGGUUCAUGAUUUUUUACUAAAAACGACC